UUCGGAAAGACGAGUCAUGGCAGUUUUAGCGUGACGACGCUGUCGAAACUCCCAGUAUAAAAAGACACAAAGUGAAGUUAUUUGCUUUAUCUUAGCAGAAGGUGUUUAUCUAAAUGUCUGAGUAGAAGCUGUGUCACUUUCUUCUCCUUCCGGUCUUUUUCUGUGCUCGACAUGGUGGACUUGAAACAGCCCAUUUCCGGUGGUGUGCCUGACGAUGAUGGCAAGGACAAGUUUAUGAAAAGUCAUCAAGUUGCCUUUUACAGGCGGCAGACACAGGGUCCCAAAUUGCAGUAUCAAGCCCUUUUGGAUACGCUUGUCCUCACCGAAAAGGGAGCCCGCCUCGAGUUGCUGGAACCAGACAUACAGAGCAAGCUGCUUGUGUGUGCGUCGCCCUGCAGAAACGACACGGUUAGGAUCGUUAUUGACGAACUGAAGCCCAUCAAAGCGCGAUACAGGGUCCCGGACGUGCUCACCCAGGAGCCGCGGUGUGAAAAAUUCCGGUGUUCCAGCGAGGCGGUACGACGGUGUGCCGCACCGUAGCGGUCGGGACUUGUACCGCCGACCUAAAGAAGAUCCCCCUUGCAAUCACGGUGGCUCUGGACGCUCAGGUGAGAGGGGCGAGGUGGACAGUCGCCAUAUGGCGGGACCACCAAGGAGAUCCCAUCCGGAUGACUCGCAGGCAUUUGUACAACUUUGCCUUUUAACGCAGAACCCAUUAAAGCGGCAUCCCCGUGGGACGUAUAAAGUAGCAGGAGAAGGUGCCGCCAAAGGUGAGGUGUACCUGGAUGACGGCCACACCUUCUUGUAUCGCGACAAGCGGGAGUUUUGCCUGCGCUCCUUCCGCAUGCUGGCGGCACACCUGCGGUGCCGAAGCGCCGCCGGCGAAGUGGGAAACUACCAGUGCGGCGCAGCGGUGCGCUCGGUGGACAUCUUGGGGUUGCGGGCGGAGCCGUCGGCGGUGCGGGUUCACGCGGCGGGGGGUGCCGAGGGUGUCUCGGUGGAGUUCGAGUAUGACCCGGAGCAACGCAAGCUGAGCAUCGGCAACCUGGAGCUCGCCGUGGACGACGACUGGGACAUCCAGAUAUGUUGACUUCCUGUCACAGCAUUCACUUGACUUUUAAGAUUUACUUGAUGAAACUAUUGUAUAAUCUGAUUGAGUUGAGUUAUACACUGCCCAAAAAACAGAUCACACACUUAAGGUGAAACUUUCCAUUUUCCUUUAUUACAUGGAUAUCGUACAUGGUAUUGAUGAUCAUGUACGGUAAUUGCUGUAUCGUGAUAUUAUUGUGACGAUAUCGUACGCUAGUUACUUACUACAGCUAAUACGUCACACAUCCAAUAUCGGUUUUGGCCGACGGCAAAGUUACGUACUGUCGAUCUGGUAAAUGGUAUUGAUUAUCGGUUUACGUUGCUGUAUCGCGAUGGUAUCGUUACUUACUUUCUGCAAUGUUUUCAGUAGUGAUGGGCCAAUACAGUAUCGAUACACCAACAUCAAAAUAGGUAUAUUUAAUAGGUUUUCCCAUCUUCGUACGUAGCUCGCUUACAAGGUUUGGUUCCAAAAUAUUGCACGGUUGCCGUAUCACGAUAUUAUCUCUAUGGUAUCAUAUUGCUGGUGACUCCCUGCAACUAAUAUGUCAUAUUAUAAUAUGGCAUAUUAUAUUUGUUUUGCUUUUUUACUGUAAGUAAAUAUUUCAUUAACAUUUUCCAUAUCAUAAUGCUAUCGUAUUGCGAGGUACAGGUACUACUACUACAUGAUUUUCUACAGAGACACUAAUGGCAGGCUGAUAAGGUAUAGAUAGAUACACCGACAUCCAAGUCAAUAUAGAUUUAAUAAGAUGAACCAUCUUCAUUACGUAGAUAUCGUACAUGGUUUUGUAUUGAUUAUCCUGUAAUUGCGGUACCGUGAUAACGCGAUGAGAUAUUGUAUCGCUAGCUACUUAAUGGGUUUUUCUACACUGAUAGUAGCGGUGGGAUGAUAUGGUAUCGAUACCGCAACAUCCAAUAUUGAUACUGUCCGACGUCCAAUGAAAUAUAGAUUUAGGUUAGCGUGAUAUUAUCAGCUACGAUACUGUAUCCAUUGAUUGGCCAAUUAUGGCUCUUGCCUAUUUGAUCAAUUAAAUCCAAGUGGUGAUUGUUUCGUGGACAGUGUAUUACGCCUUUGGAAAUAUAUUUGGUGUUAAAUGUGUGCGGCUGUAAAUGGGAUUAUUAAAGCUGUCUCGCAUGUC
This is a messenger RNA of Phyllopteryx taeniolatus (common seadragon), 2225 nucleotides long. RefSeq names its product glucosidase, alpha; neutral C (gene ganc). The record is from RefSeq and is a predicted model, not a curated record. Lineage: Eukaryota; Metazoa; Chordata; Actinopteri; Syngnathiformes; Syngnathidae. The coding region runs from base 638 to 1090 and encodes 150 amino acids. The transcript is spliced from 7 exons.